Messenger RNA from Nomia melanderi (Alkali bee), 1470 nucleotides. RefSeq lists its product as uncharacterized. The record is from RefSeq and is a predicted model, not a curated record. Lineage: Eukaryota; Metazoa; Arthropoda; Insecta; Hymenoptera; Halictidae.
AUGUCCCAGGUUUGUCCGUCCUCGUCACAUCAGCUGGUCGCAGCCGCUGUUGCUUUCCGGCGUGCACGUCGUAGGUUCCCAAAAAAUUAUGGUCUUUCUGGUAAUUCUGAGGAUGCGAUGAAACUCGACAAGGCUGAAAGUGUAACGGGGAACCAGGACCUGCACGAGCAAGAAAAUUUACCGUUUUCUUCAAGAAAAUACUCGAACUCGAGAUCAGGUCGUGCUGAGACUAAGGCGGUCUGGAGCGACGAGUACGGCGAAAGUGGCUCGAUCAAGGAAAACUUACUUCAGAAACCAAUAAUCUGCAGUUGCUGUCGUAAACGCAACGAGGCUGCAAAAGCUAACGAACCGGCGAACGUUUUUAAGACAGCGGAUCAGUGCAGCGCGGGGGAUACGCUUGACAUCGUUCCAAGCAAAGAAUACAAUGAGAUCUCGAAGAAAGGCGAUCCCUCGAAAUCAGAACAACCGGACAAUUCCGACGUAAGAAUGAUGAAAAGUUUCAUAACGGAGUCCAGAAAUUCUAGUCGUUGCCGCACUUCGUAUUCCCAUUCACGGAGACGAAGCCCAAAAGAUACUUCGGCCAAAUUGGAUUCCGUUAAUCUUCUAUACAGCGAAGGAUACGAUCGGGUAGAUAACAUUAAAGGCAGCAGCCCGUCCGAGAAACGGAAGUGCAACACGGAGGAACACGGUUGCGGCCGUCCUGGCUGCAAACCGGAUUGCCGAAACUCCCGGUCGAGGCUGAACAUUUUUGGAUCGCACACGGAUAACUCGCACGCCAACAUUCACCGGGCAUGCGAUUUUCAUUGCGUGAAACAUUCCAAUAUCGAUUUGCUGCGGUCGCGCCAGGAUUUUUGUCGUUACCUGAAUCGCAAUCAUUGCUGCCAUCAUAACUGUUGUUAUCAUUGCAACGGGGAAGAUCAUCGCAGUGUUUCGUCAAAAGAAAAACCACGGCUCGCCUCGGACACUUGCCUCUGUUCGUCGAAUUCCGUCAGUCAGAAAAGGUGCUCCAGCAAAGGCUACGUAACAUGCGAGUCGGUCUGCCAUCACGAUUGCCAUUUAAGGGAUUUAGAGAAGAUAUCCACUGUUCAGGAGCAGAAGGAUGAAGAGUGCGACGAUUGCGUGGGCACGAUCGAUCACAAGGAUUCCCUGUGUAUCUUGGCGGAGAAGUACAAGGGCACCAAGAAGUGCAGGCAGAAGAAGUAUUUAGGUGAAAACGAAUUCUCGGACGAUCGAGUGAAGGAUGAUUGCAACAAGUCAUUCACUUCCGAAAUCAGCUGUCAAAUGGACGAAAGCACGAACCUAAAGCAUCGAGAAAGAUAUUUCGCCAACGACAAGAAACCAUGCAGAGCCGGUUGCGUGCCGAUUUUCCGGGAGGGGGACUACAAUCAGUUAAAAAAUUUAAAGUCUCGUUUAAUGAAGACUGGAAUAUGCUGCUCUGCGAAAGGCACGCCAUGGAGACACACGUUUUAG